This is a messenger RNA of Durusdinium trenchii, 978 nucleotides long. NCBI's taxonomy places the organism in Eukaryota, Dinophyceae, Suessiales, Symbiodiniaceae. The record is from the annotation of a GenBank genome assembly.
AUGGCAAAGACUGCCAAAGUCUUUGGCAAAUUUCAGAUUCGAUUGGUCCUCCACCUCCUGGACAAGGAAGUCAAGGGAAGGGAAGGAACCAAGUAUGAAUCUUUUGAAGAUAUCAAGAACCGGUUUGAGGAUGACUUGUUGCAGGCUGACAAGGAGACUGCAGCUGUCUCUGCACCUGAAGCCAAGGCCGUGUCCUCACAAAGUGUCAAGUCUUUGAUGGAUGCCAAAGAUACACAAGCCAUUGCUUUGGCAGCGCGCAAGCACAUUCAGCUGGGGAAGCUGUAUGUGCACAAGAAAGAGAAGGAGGAAACCAAGGUGUGGAAGCUCACUGGCUUCAUCGAUGGUGGUGCCAAGUUUGUCCACAAGCCCUUCUUCAGAGCAGCUGAAGAGAUCACUGUGUUGCACAGUGAUUGGAAUGAUUGGAAAGAAUACAAGAAACCUGAGCCUGAGCUGGUUUCUCAUGAAGUCAGCGGUGCUUUGCUACCUUGUUCCUCCAAGGGCUUGGAUGAUGAGAUGGCCAGAGCUCAAGCACAGUGGGAACUCUAUGAGAAAUGCAAAGAGCUGGGCGAUCCAAGUGUUCUGGUCUCCAACCAGGGCCAAGUGUUUGCAAGUCAAAAGGUUGCCAAAGGAAAGCUAUGUUUGCUUCCAAUGGGCAGCUUGCAAUUGGUGGAGGAGAGUAAGCUCAUGAAGGGCCAAGUCUACAUAAAGUGUGGCAACUUGGGCAGCCAUGAUGUCUAUGUGAUUCAUGCCUUCAAGUGCGACUUUACCAAGGAGACUGGGAUCUUCAGCCCUUUCUGGUUUGUGAAGCAAGCUACAAAUGAUGGGGAGGGCACUAUGGCAAAGCAGAUGGUGAAGCAUGGGAGUUUGCAGAUUCCAUGUUAUGUGAACAAGAAGCAGGUGGAGAAGGGCACUCGGUUGUUUCUGGAUCCUCCAGAGCCUGACACCACUGCCUCCAAGAAAAGGAAGGUAGUGAAGUAG